This is a messenger RNA of Acytostelium subglobosum LB1, 3498 nucleotides long. RefSeq lists its product as hypothetical. NCBI's taxonomy places the organism in Eukaryota, Evosea, Eumycetozoa, Acytosteliales, Acytosteliaceae. The coding region runs from base 1 to 3498 and encodes 1165 amino acids. The record is from RefSeq and is a predicted model, not a curated record. Gene Ontology annotation, molecular function: cysteine-type deubiquitinase activity. The transcript is spliced from 3 exons. Gene Ontology annotation, biological process: protein deubiquitination.
AUGACUGAAAGUCCAGGAAAUCCAAAUAACAAUGCUCAACAGGCGAUAGAUUCACCUGGUGAUGAGGGCUUCGAGAACAUACCAAACUCACCAAGCAGCGGAUCAUUCGUUCAUAUUACAAGCCCUUCAUUGGAUGACAUGGUGUCUCCAAUGUUGACCGCAAACGACAACCAGGCGGGAGACGACCACCUCCUCCAACCAAACAACGACAGCAUCAAUAACAACAACAUGAUGACGGACGACCAGAAGAGUCCGGGCAACUUUGGCGCAAACGACGUCGACGCCGACGCAGACACCCACGCCGACACACCCGUGGAGGGCGGCGGAGAGGGCGGACAGGCCUCACAAAAGACAAGUGCCCGAGCUUUCGCCAAAGCCGCCUUUACCGGCGUUAAUGACAGCAAAAGUGGCGACAAUGAGCAGGGCGACUCCACAAUGGAGGAGGCCAACAGCAACACUGAUGCUGCUCCACAGGCCGACGCCAUGGACAAUGAGUACGCCAUUCUCAGCCAGGGUGAGAUGCAGGAGCUCAACAACAAGUUGCGCAACACUGUGCGCACUGCGCCACUCAAGAUCAACGACACCUGGUACAUCAUCAUUCAGAGCUGGUACGACAGGUGGAGGACCAACAUGUACACGCCCGAGGAGGUCGGCCCCAUCCAGAACGAGUCGCUGCUGCUGCCCGACACCGACUUCCUCAAGCCCGGCCUGGUCGAGAACCAGCACUUCACAGUGGUGCCCCAGUCCGUGUGGGACGUCCUCUCCAAGAUCUACAAGUGUCCCACGGUGAUCCCGCGCAAGGUCAUCAUCAACAUUGUCACGCUGACCAUCGACUACAAGUUCCCCCAGAAGCUCCGCUUCUUCAAGUCGUCCGCCAGUGACAAGAUCAUCGAUCACUACGUCUCCAAGAAUGAGACCAUUGGAAAGGUCAAAGAUAGAGUGUGCAAACUGUUAGAGGUUGAGCCACCCAACAUUAGGAUGUGGGAUUACUACAACAACAGCAAAUAUGCUGAGCUCAAGAACCCAGAGUACGUCUCCAACUCAAGACUAGUCGAUGAUCAAUUGAUCUUACUUGAUGAACGUUUAGCAGAUGGUACAUGGCCACCAGAGAAGACUCAGACUUAUGGAUACUAUUCAAGAUUCCAUCAACGUCAGGGACCAGCUCGUCCUGGUAUUACUGGACUGGAUAACCUUGGAAACACAUGCUUCAUGAACUCUUCACUCCAAUGUCUGAGCAACACAACACCAUUGACGAGGUAUCUUUUGAACGACAAACAUAUUGCAGACUUGAACAAGGACAACCCUUUGGGAUGUCAUGGUGAUCUUGCCGUGGAGUACGCCAACUUGAUCAAGCAGGUGUGGCGCGGUGACCUGUCUAGCGCAGGCCCACGCAGCUUCAAACAACAGAUUGAGCGUUUCGCACCACAGUUCAUGGGCUAUCAUCAACAUGACUCGCAAGAGUUGCUGGCCUUUUUGCUCGAUGGUCUCCACGAGGACAUGAACAAGGUCAAGAAGAAGCCCUUCAUCGAGGGCAAAGACUAUGACGGCCGUCCCGACGAGGCGAUCGCCAAGGAGCAGUGGGAGAUGCAUCGCGCCCGUAACGACUCGAUCAUCGUCGACUGGUUCCAAUCACAGCUCAAGUCGCGUCUCGUCUGUCCCGUCUGUGACAAGGUGUCCAUCACGUUCGACCCAUUCAUGUACCUUUCGCUGCCACUGCCAGUGAACGUGCGCAAGAUGUUCCAGGUGGUGUUUGUGCCCUAUGACAGCACCAAACUGCCCAGCGUGCACAACAUUGAGAUGUCAAAGACAGGCGUCUUUGAGGAGAUGAUCGACCUGGUGUCCAAGAACGUCGAGGUCGAGGCCAGCCGCAUCGUGGCCACCAACCACCACAUGUCGCAGAUCAUCAAGAUAUACAAGCCCACUCAGUCGGUCGAGAUCGUUAGCAACCGUGACACAAUCGUCCUCUACGAGAUCAAUGGCAAGGAGGGCUAUCACAACUUCAAGGUUACAAUGAGGACGUCGCCCUACUCCAACCACUUCCCCUUCAUCCUGUCGCUGUCCAAGGCACCCGAGACCAUUGACGACCUCUACUGGCACAUCCUGGAGAGACUCCAGAACCUGAUCAAGCUGCCCGACAAGGUCAAGGAGAUCUUUGACAAUAAUCAGAAACCUGUGCCACCCCAGGAGAACCCCGAGAACGACGAGUACGACUCGUACAGGAACAAGUACAUGGAUUCGUACUCAAUGUACGCCAUGAGGAGGAAGCCCAGAGUCAAGGACCCAAGGUUCAUCUUCCAGAUGGUGCCCGAGUCGCAAAAGAUCGAGCAGAAGGACUUCAACUUUGACCCGAUCAACUUUGACGCCAUCACCGUCACCUGGGAGGACGAGGAGUUUGAGACGUACUUUGACGCCGAGAAGCUGCAGAACGCCAUCCCCUCGAUGGUCUUCCACAAGGACGUGUCGACAGAGAAGGAGUUGACGCUGAACCAGUGUCUGGACCUGUUCACCACCGUCGAGCAGCUGGGACCAGAGGACCCAUGGUACUGCAGCAACUGCAAGGAGCAUCAGAGAGCCACAAAGAAGUUUGACAUUUGGUCGGCCCCACCCAUCUUGGUCAUCCAUCUGAAGCGCUUCAGCUACAAGAAGGCGUGGCGCGAGAAGCUCGACACCGUCGUCAACUUCCCAUUGAAGGGACUGGACCUGUCGCCAUACGUGCUCAACAAGUCGCAGGCCGACCCCAUCUACGACCUCUUUGCCGUGUCCAACCAUUACGGCUCGAUGGGAGGCGGUCAUUACACUGCCUACGCACUCAACGAGAUUGAGGACCAGUGGUUCAAGUUUGACGACAGCUCAACGCACUCGAUCGAUCCAUCAAACAUUGUCACAGACGCUGCCUACGUGCUCUUCUACCGAAGACGCGACACCUUUAGCCCAGACUUUGCCCUGAAUGCAGGCCUCAAGUCCUUCAAGGAGACAGUGACCGACCUCGUUGCCACCAACCCCCCUGCCACCGACAACAGCAACUCCUCUUCAUCCGGAUCAACUUCGGAUCACUCAUGGAACAACUCCUACUAUAACAGCAGCAGCAGCAGCUCAUACGGCAACAACUAUAGCGGUGGAGGCAGCGGCAUGGGCAGCGGCAGCAGUGGAAACUACAAUAGCAGCAGCAGCAGUAUGAACAGAGGACCAAGCACCACUCGUAGCACCUUUAGUUCGGCAGGUGCUCCACCCUACACAAGAUUUGCUGCAGCCGAGUCGACCUCUGACUCUAAUGGAGCCACUGGCGCCAGCGGCCCUAUUGUCCCAUACCUUCCAGACGCCACCACUACCUCAUCGACUUCCACAACAACCACCACCACUGCCGCCCAAUCAGUUGGCGCCAGCAACACUGGUGCAAGCAGCACAACCACCACCGCCACGGCCAACGCCGCCGCCACCACCAUCAUCAACAGCGAUCUUGAUGAUCCAGCCGAGAACAAGUAUAUGAACGUUGAAUGA